Molecule: messenger RNA, 6197 nt
Organism: Sceloporus undulatus (fence lizard)
Lineage: Eukaryota; Metazoa; Chordata; Lepidosauria; Squamata; Phrynosomatidae
Product: teashirt homolog 1
Exons: 3
Coding region: 1600-4833 (1077 amino acids)
Biological process (GO): regulation of transcription by RNA polymerase II
Cellular component (GO): nucleus
Molecular function (GO): DNA binding; DNA-binding transcription factor activity, RNA polymerase II-specific
Source: RefSeq, a predicted model, not a curated record
UGGGCUAUAUUUCAGUGAAAAGAGGAGAGGAAACUGAAAGAGAGAGACAGAGGAGGGGAAUCUCUUGCCUCUCUCUCUCCCUCUCUCCUAGGAGUUUGGUUGUUGUUGUUGCUUUUUUGUUGUUGUUGGAGGGAGGGUGGGAGUUACAUGUUUAAUCUCCCACCCUUUAUGAAUAUUUCCCUACUUUCCCCCCUCCUCUCCAUUACCUUUCACACUCCCUCUCUCUCUUGGAGGGAGGGAAAGCUGCCAGAUCUGGGUGCAUUAUCAUUAUUAUGAUGAUUUUUGUGUUUGUUUGCUGAUCCAGAUCAACUUUAUUUUUAAGAAAAGAAAAGAAGAAGAAAUCUGCAAAAAGAGAGAAAGAAAGAAGUAGUCCUCUUGUUGUGACUCUUUGCAAGGAAAAGGAGGAGGAGUGACUGACAUUUCCCAUCCGACUGUCAUUGAAGGGAGGAGGAAGAUGGGAAGCUGCACCAGGUUGGCUCUACAAGGAGAAAGAAAGCAAUAAUCAUCAUAAAAAUAAAGAUAAACUCACCAUCCAAAUCCACCAGUUUUUUUUUAUUAUUUUUAUUAUUAUUUUUGGCUCUCUUUUUGUUCUGAUUUUUAAGGAAAGGAGAGGAAAAGCCAGCGAGAAAGUUGCCGCUUGGAGAGACUCUUUGAUCUUGGAAAGAAAGAAGGAAGGAAAGAAAAAAAGGAAAGGAAGGAAAGGAUUGUGACGGACUCGGCUCCUCCACCUUCUCCUCCCGUUUUGCUGCCGGCUCCAAGGCGAAGAAGGGACCCUUGAAGAAGUCGUUAAGGAAAGAAGGGUGGAGGGAAGAAGAGGAGAAGGAGGAGAAGAAGGGAAGGAAGGAGGGAGGAAAAGGAAACAGGGACCUGGGCUGCGCGAAGCAGGACUCCAAGCCAAGCUCUCCUCCUCCUCCUCCUCCUCCUCUUCUUCCUUCCUUCCUUCCCUUCUUCUUCUUCGGCGGAGCUUUUCCCCCCAAGUAACUUUCUCAACCACGAAGAGGAGAAGGGUGUGUGCUUGUGUGUCUAUGUGUGUUGUGGUGUCGUUGUUGUGGAGGAGCCUGGGAAGGUCGAGAGCCCAGCCUUGUCAAUGAACACAUUCCCUCAGCCAGGUUUUGGAGAGGAGGAGGAGGAAGGAGAAGGAGAGGAGGAAGAAAAAAGGGCGACAACAAAUCCCAACACAACCACAACCAACACAACAACAACAACAGCCACCUGCUCGUGGCUGGAGGAGGAGGAGGAAACACCACCACCCCAUCAGGGCAAAGGGCGCCCAGGAGGAGCCAAACUUUCCCCCCUUUUGGGGAAGAAUUAGAAGUUGAAGCCUUGGGACACCUCUCUCUCUCUAUAUAUAUCGAUAUAUCGAUAUAUAUAUCUAUAUUUUAUCAUCAUCAUUAUUAUUACUAUUAUUAUGAUCGUGACGAUGCUGAGUGUUGUGUUUCUCCCUGCAUGACUGCAAGAGUGAGGGAUUGGAACUCACUACUGAAAAGGGAGGAGGAGGAAGGGAAGGAGAAAGAGAAGAAGGUGGAGGAGGAGGAGGAGAAGGUGGAGGAAAAGGAGGAGGAGGAGGAGGGCGGCUGAAGAGACGGCGGCAACAGCAGCAUGCCGAGGAGAAAGCAGCAAGCUCCCCGGCGCUCGGCAGCUUAUGUCCCUGAAGAAGAAUUGAAAGCAGCAGAAAUAGAUGAAGACAGUGUGGAGGAUGAUGGGCUACCUCUGGACUUCCAGGAAACGGAGUACAUGUGCAAUGAUGAAACAGAGAUCAAAGAGGCUCAGAGUUACCAGAACUCCCCUGUCAGCACAGCUACAAACCAAGAUGCAGGUUAUGGCUCACCAUUUAGUGAAAACAGUGACCAGCUGGCCCUUUUCAAAAGCACUUCCUCCAAAGAAGAGAAGGAAGAUCACCAGGGCUCGGACAAUGCUUCCUAUCCACAGGACAGCUUGGCACAAAUAAAAGCUGUUUAUGCAAAUUUGCUGUCAGAGUCUUGCUGGUCCAGUUUAGCUUUGGACUUAAAGAAAUCUAAGAGUAAUGAGAAUAUUCAGAAGGAAAAUACCACUAGUAGCAGCAGCAGCAGCAGCUCUAGUAACAAUACCCCAAAUACAUCUACCAGUACCAACACUAGUACCACUACAAGUAUCAGUAGUACUAGUAACAGUAACAGUGGUGGCUCAGGUUAUGACUGGCAUCAAGCGGCAUUGGCCAAAACUCUGCAGCAGACCUCAUCCUAUGGACUUCUCCCAGAACCUAGUCUAUUCAGCACAGUGCAGCUUUACAGGCAAAACAAUAAACUGUAUGGUUCUGUGUUUACUGGUGCCAGUAAGUUUCGGUGCAAAGACUGCAGUGCAGCGUAUGACACACUGGUGGAGCUAACAGUGCACAUGAAUGAAACUGGACAUUACCGGGAUGACAACCGAGAUAAGGAUGCUGAAAAGACCAAACGAUGGUCAAAACCCAGAAAACGAUCACUUAUGGAAAUGGAAGGCAAAGAGGAUGCCCAGAAAGUGCUUAAGUGCAUGUACUGUGGCCAUUCUUUUGAAUCCUUGCAGGACCUGAGUGUCCAUAUGAUAAAAACAAAGCAUUACCAGAAAGUGCCUCUGAAGGAACCAGUACCAGCCAUCACCAAACUGGUGCCUUCUACCAAAAAACGAGCACUUCAGGACUUAGCUUCACCUUGCUCACCUGAGCCAACGGCAGUUGCUUCAGAGACCACGCUUAAUGAGGCAGCAAAGGAUCAGAAAACUGCCAAUCCCUACGUAACGCCAAACAACCGUUAUGGCUAUCAAAAUGGUGCUAGCUACACUUGGCAGUUUGAGGCACGCAAAGCCCAAAUACUAAAAUGCAUGGAAUGUGGCAGUUCACAUGACACUUUGCAGCAGCUGACUGCUCACAUGAUGGUCACAGGACAUUUUUUGAAGGUAACUAAUUCUGCCUCCAAAAAAGGAAAACAGCUUGUACUGGAUCCUGUGGUAGAAGAAAAGAUACAGUCCAUACCAUUACCACCCACCACCCACACAAGAUUACCAGCUGCAAAUGUUAAAAAGCAGCCUGAUUCUCCUGCUGGAUCUACAACAUCUGAAGAAAAGAAAGAUCCAGAAAAGGAAAAGAUAGUUGUUGCUGAAACAGAGAAAAAAAUUAAAGAAGAGAAUGAGGACUCUUCAGAAAAAUUUGAACCAACAACUGUGUAUCAGUACCUCAGAGAAGAAGAUCUGGAUGAAAGUCCUAAAGGUGGGAUAGAUAUCUUGAAAUCCCUGGAAAAUACAGUGACAACAGCUAUUAGCAAGGCUCAGAAUGGGGCCCCUUCCUGGGGAGGAUAUCCUAGUAUCCAUGCAGCUUAUCAGCUUCCAGGGACAGUGAAACCCAGUCAGCCAGCUGUGCAGAGUGUUCAGAUGCAGCCAUCUUAUGCUAGCAGUGUAAAAUCGCUGUCUUCAGAACACAGUGCACUGAUCCAUUCACCAGGCAACCUGACACCUCCACCUCACAAAAGCAAUGUCUCUGCAAUGGAGGAGCUGGUGGAGAAGGUCACAGGCAAAAUCAAUAUUAAAAAAGAAGAAAAAACCACAGAGAAAGAGAAAUGUUCUCCAGUCAAGCCAUUGUCACCUGCUGCUAAGGAGAACAAAGACUUCCCUAAAUCAGAGGAACCAAAGCAACAGCCGCAGCAUCAGCAACCACAGCCACAGAAAAAGAGUCCUGAAAUAGAAGUUCAGAAGGUCAAAAAGGAUGGCUCAGCAGAUUCUCAUGCACUUAAUGGCAAUGAGCCACCUAAAGCAAAAGUCACCAAUGGUUGUAAUAACUUGGGUAUCAUCACAGACCAUUCACCUGAGCCAUCUUUCAUUAACCCCCUGAGUGCUUUACAGUCCAUCAUGAAUACCCAUUUAGGCAAAGUUUCUAAUCCUGCAAGUCCUUCUUUGGACCCGCUGGCCAUGUUGUAUAAAAUUAGCAACAGUAUGCUAGACAAACCCAUUUACCCAACAACUCCAGCCAAGCAAGCUGAUGCUAUUGACAGGUACUAUUAUGAGAACAGUGAUCAACCUAUUGAUUUAACGAAGUCCAAAAACAAGCCUCUGGUUUCCAGUGUGACUGAUUCUGUUUCAUCUCCUCUAAGGGAAAGUGCCCUAAUGGAUAUUUCUGACAUGGUGAAGAACCUCACAGGGCGUUUGACUCCCAAGUCUUCAACUCCAUCUUCUGUUUCAGAAAAAUCUGAUGCAGAUGGAAGUAGUUUUGAGGAGGCUCUGGACGAACUGUCUCCAGUACAUAAGAGGAAGGGUAGGCAAUCUAACUGGAAUCCUCAGCAUCUUCUGAUCCUUCAAGCCCAGUUUGCUUCUAGCUUGAGGGAGACUCCUGAAGGCAAAUACAUUAUGUCGGACCUAGGCCCUCAGGAGCGGGUACAUAUCUCUAAGUUUACUGGUCUUUCCAUGACCACAAUUAGCCACUGGCUGGCCAAUGUGAAGUAUCAGUUAAGAAGGACAGGUGGAACUAAGUUUUUAAAGAAUUUGGAUACAGGUCAUCCUGUUUUCUUUUGCAAUGAUUGUGCCUCUCAAUUCAGGACUGCUUCUACAUACAUAAGUCACUUGGAGACACAUUUAGGGUUCAGUUUAAAGGACCUGUCCAAAUUGCCACUAAGUCAGAUUCAAGAACAGCAGAAUGUUUCAAAAGUCCUCUCAAGUAAGACUUUAGGCACACUUGGAAUUGCUGAGGAGGACUCAGGCUCUACAUUCCAGUGUAAGCUGUGCAACCGAACUUUUGCAAGCAAGCAUGCAGUAAAACUGCACCUUAGUAAAACACAUGGCAAGUCUCCUGAGGACCAUCUGAUCUAUGUAACUGAGUUAGAAAAACAUUAGCGUCCAGGUAAGCAGCCAGGUAUGCAAGCGACCACAGGAACAUUGCACUAAACUUCUUCAUAGUACUGCACUAGGCCUGACCUGAGCCUCUAAAAUCAGUCUUACUUUUGUUGCUGAACUGCCUAUCUGGACCUUGGUUUUUCUUACAUACAUUUUGUAGUUAUAUUUAUAUGCUCUUUGUCUGAUCUGUGCAUGUUUUUUUAAAACCUCUUUUCUUUUCUUUCCUUUCCUUUUUCUGUGAGUCAAAGUCUGACCUUUAUUUUCAACAUCUGUCCUUGAUGUUAAGCUAUCUUUUGUAGAAUAUAGUGGGAGACACUAUUGAGAGAUGUUAAUUUAGCCGUAAAGAAAGGCACAAAGAAAAAUAACAAAAAGACAUCCUAAAAUUACAAAGUUGCCAUGACAAUAAAGGUCACAGAACCCCGUAGUGUCAGUUUUUAACCCUCUGAGAACAGUAAUAGCAUUUCUGUGCCUUUCCGAAAUGAAGUUUUUAAAAGGCAUUUUAUCCUAAUAGAGCUGGGUGAAAAACAAAACUUACCUGUAAUAAUUUUUAAGAUGUCAGAAAAGACUUUAAGAUGCAGUCUGAUUUAAAAUGCAGUCUGAUGAAAGAAUGUGUGCAGCUCUUUAACUAAGAUGAAAAUCUAUCAAGUGCUCAAGGGGUUAGAAAACCACAAACAUGUUUAAGACAACAGAAAUAAUAAACCAUGUUUCCACUAUGCCCAAAUUCUCCGGAUGCUGAAAAUUGCCAUGUGGUUGGCGAAUAAAGUAUGCAAGUUAUUUAAAAAAAAAUGUAAAAAUGCUAUUUCUUUUUCCUGUAAAAUACUGCAGUUUAUAGUUAUUUACAAAUGUAAGCUUUGGUACAAGCUGAUCUUUCUAUAGUGUGCUGCACUGGUACAUGAAAACAAAACAAACAACAAAAAAUGAGGCAAGUGUUGGAUUCAGUUCCUUGUAAAUUGCCAGCAUCAGCAUAGAAAAAAAAAGAUACAUGUUACAUAUCGUACCAUUUUAAACUGUUCAACUUCCUUUCUACCUUCUGGCUGUAUGCUUUCUCUUUUAACUUUUUAUAUUGUCAUUUUAUAUUCAAUUUCUGUGUAUAUAAUGUAAAACCACACUUUUUUUGAAUAAAAUUUAGUUCCUGCAGCUUGAGUUAAAUAGAGAAAUUUUCCUGGCACCUGCAUCUUCCCAGAUGCAUGUACUCAAAGGAACUAUCUGACAAAAUAAAUAAAUAAAAAUAAAGCAAGCAAUGCACUAUGAAUUAUACAUUCUGAUGUUUUAUCAUUAAUAUUGUACAGUACAUUUUUGGUUCACACAAUUAAAUCCACUGUUUUCUCAAGUGUAAAAUAAACCCACAUGAAGUUCUUGAUUUA